Molecule: messenger RNA, 591 nt
Organism: Glarea lozoyensis ATCC 20868
Lineage: Eukaryota; Fungi; Ascomycota; Leotiomycetes; Helotiales; Helotiaceae
Exons: 3
Coding region: 1-591 (196 amino acids)
Source: RefSeq, a predicted model, not a curated record
AUGGCAGACGACACCUUUCUCGAGCGCGUUUGGUCCUUGACCGAAAAGUGCGAUCGCAUGGCCUGCUGUGCGGCUUUCUGUACCCGAUCUAAUUUCGAUAAGCAAAUUGAGGAUAUCUGCACGAUUAUCGAUGUCUAUCAUCCAGGAUUGUGUCCACAGCUGCGCGGAUCUCUGAGAGACUACGAAAUAUGGAAGAGAUAUUGUGUUGGGGUUCCCUUUCCGGUGUCGCAUCCUUAUCUGAAGAAGGAAGAAAAAGAGUCCUGCAACUUGACGAUCAGCGCUGAGAGGGCCGUCGAUAACCCAGCUACAAAGACGACAUCAAGAGUUCCCACAUCGCGACAACCUCUCAAAUAUCAAAAGGUCACCAUUGAAGAUGCCGAAGAGGAUCCAGUUUCAAACAUAACAGGAAAGGGAUCAUCAAAUACACCCAUCUCAAAAGUUUCAAUGAAAGGCGUGCCGGACGAGAAAUCUUCGAAAGAAGAGAGUGCAGAGAGUUCCCAACGAUAUGGCCCAAUCGGAGGCAUUAACUUUGCGCAAGUGACUGAUGCAGCUGAAAAUCGUUUUCGCACAAGGGUUGAUGUGUCUGGGUGA